This is a messenger RNA of Linum trigynum, 1713 nucleotides long. The record is from the annotation of a GenBank genome assembly. Lineage: Eukaryota; Viridiplantae; Streptophyta; Magnoliopsida; Malpighiales; Linaceae.
CGCCUUCUUGACAAACAUAUAACCCGAGUUUGGUGGGGGGUGGAAGAGGGAAAAUCUAAGAUCCGUUGGAUUUCUUGGAGGAAUGUGUAAAAGCAAGCAUGAAGGGGGCAUGGGGUUUCGCCGCUUGGAACAUUUCAACCAAGCAUUGCUUGCGAAAAUUGGUUGGCGUAUCCUUGAGGAACCCCAGUCCCUUAUUGCCCAGGUGUACAAAGGUAAAUACUUCCCCAGUGGGACGUUUCUCACUGCCCAGGCCCGUUCUUGUCCCUCAUGGGGGUGGCAAAGUAUCCUUUUUGGCCAUCAAUUGUUGGAAUCAGGGUUGCGAUGGCAAAUUGGUAAUUGUCAGAAGGCUCCUCUGCUAACAUCCAGUUGGAUUCCCCAGCAACAUCCCCUUCACCCAGUCUAUAAUCCGUGCGUGGUUCCUGAUGGUGAGGGUUUGAAGGUAGAAGAGGUGAUCCAACAAGGGGAGGGACGAUGGGAUGAUAAAAAACUCAGUCAAUGGUUUGAUCCAGUUACCUGUAAAGCCAUUAAGACCAUCCCUUUGUCGCGGCAGAAUAUUGAAGAUAAAUUGAUAUGGCAUCCGACUUCUGAUGGCAUUUUCACGGUUAAAUCUUCAUACUACGUCGCGGUGAAUUUGGAUCGUCAAAAUGGUCGUUGGAGGGCUUUGGCUAGUUGGAUGGAUAAGCCAGAGUUGGAGGCGGAUAUUCCUCCGAAGCUUAGGGUGUUUGUCUGGCAAGUGUUGCAUAGAAUUCUUCCAACUACGGAAGCGUUGCGCGAAAAGAAGGUGGACGUUGUGCCUCGUUGUCCGGUGUGCUGGGAGGCUUUGGAAACUCUGGAACAUAUGUUCUUGGAGUGUCCAGUGGCUCGUGCUUUAUGGGAUCAUUCUAGGCUGGCGCACCUGGGUGAAGAUUUGCCUCGCCAUACGUUCCCGCUCUUUUUGAAGAAAUUGCUGGCUGUGGUGCAUAGCCCUGCUUUGGUGAUGUCUGUAGUGGCUGUUCUGUGGCGGAUUUGGCGAUCCCGUAAUUGGGUGGUCUUUGAAGGCAAACAGUUUGGGAUCCCUGCCUUAAUGCGGCAAUUCCACCAACAAGUCCAGGAAUGGCUUAGCUUACCACGGGACCAGACUGAUCAGCUUGCGCCCCCCGGCCCCUACCGUAACAUAUGAUGGAGCUGACAGGACAUUUUGUAUGUGGGAUGGGGUUAUGCGGUUGGGAUCUCAUGCGGCGGCGGGGGGGGGGGGGGGGGGGGGGGGGGGGGGAUGGUUAUCCUCAAUUCUGAUAGAGCGGUCAUCCUUGCGAAGGGGGUUCAUUUCCCGUACCUUGGUGAUCCAAUGAUGGUUGAAGCUCUGGUCCUCAGGGAGGCGAUUGGCUGGUGUUUGGAAAAUGGAUUCACGGUCAUGAGGUUUGAAGGUGAUGCCCAGGUGAUAAUUGAGAAGAUUCUCCGGAAGGAUGUUCGGGAUAACCGGAUAGGGGCAAUUCUGGAAGAGAUAGUCAAUUUGUUUGCUUCAAACAUAGGUUUCACUGUACGAUUUGUAGGUCGACGAAACAAUAUGGUAGCUCAUUUGGUAGCUCGACAGGCCCUGUCUUUGUUCCCAACUACAUGUCGAUCUUUUGAUUUCCAAGCCUGGUUGAAUUCCAGGAUGUAACGAUCUAUUGGUUUCAAUCUAUAUGAUUAUCUUUUGUAAAAAAAAAUCCUAAACAAUAAAUAGGAUGCCGAAAC